Messenger RNA from Leguminivora glycinivorella, 5403 nucleotides. RefSeq names its product collagen alpha-1(I) chain-like. The record is from RefSeq and is a predicted model, not a curated record. Gene Ontology annotation, molecular function: extracellular matrix structural constituent. NCBI's taxonomy places the organism in Eukaryota, Metazoa, Arthropoda, Insecta, Lepidoptera, Tortricidae.
GCCAGAGGCAGUGUGGCUGAGCGAGCCCGCCGCAGCUCACUGUCGGCGCUGGGCCCACCUACAUUCCUCCCAUGUGUUAAGCGGGAUGGGACAUAAUGUAAACAUCAUCCUGCCAACAUAUUUAUUCGGGCCGAAAUGGCUCUACAGAUGAGAGGACGACUCUUCUUUCUAUUGUUUUGCGCGUUCGCGGUAAAAGGGAAUGACAAUGUAGAAGUAUUCGAUGUGCUGUCUACGCUUCGCGAAGAGCUGCCAGCAGGGGUGUCCCGGGUACCCGGGCGCUGCCAGGGCGCCGGAGCGACACACUAUUCCGCCUAUCGACUGAACGAGAACGCUACCAUCCUGCAGCAGGCUACUGGCAUGUUCUACAAUACCUUUCCUGAGGACUUCUCUAUAUUAGCCGUGACACGGCUACCAGACCGAGAUCAGAACACCCUCUUCCUGCUAUACUCCGACGCGGGCGACGAGCAACUACAGCUACUAGUCGGGCCUGUGGUGGAGUUGUACUACGAGGACACCAGGGGCGACCCGCCGGACCAUGAGAUGCUCACGUUCCAUGCGGAUGUCGCGGAUGGAAGAUGGCAUCGUCUAGGUAUAAGCGUAAAGGGAAACUCUGUAACGCUGCUCGUGGACUGUGAAGUAAGGGGCACGAUUGCCCUUCAACGUCAGCCUGGCAGCACCUUUAACCUGGCCGGCGUACUAGUGGUUGGAACUCAGUACUCCACAGAUCAAUACUAUGAUGGUGACAUCGAGUUAUUGCAAUUCACCAACAAGCCAGACUCAGCGUACGAUUUGUGCCAAUCCACUGCACCCAAUUGCCAAAGCGAUGCUCCAUACGCGUACGGCUCUGCGCCCGUGAUCAAUAAUGCCAACGCCAAUGAAGUAUAUGAAGUGAAUAACCCAGAGAACACACUGGAUGUCGAUGAGAAUGGGCCUAGAGUGUAUGGGCACUUCGGGAGGGAUAGAGAUGAGAGGAAUGGUUCUGGGGACCCGUGGAGGGGCAGCACAGCGACACCUCAUUGGUCGACUUCUUACGGUUACACUAGGCCGUACCCGACAUCUACGGAUUCAGACGAGAACAGUAUUUUCGGCGCAUUCACAAAGGAGAUAGACGCCGUUAUACGUCCGAACAUUCACAAUCCGGAAAAGACGGGGCAUCUGGAAGUGACAACGCCGAGGUUAAAGCGGGGAGACGAUGACGGAGCGGAUGUGCUGACGACGGACUCGCCAUACUUACCUAUGACGACCACAGAGGACACAGAUUGGCUCACCCACCCCCCCGACGUGCAGGGAAACUCGUCCUACUACCUGCCCGAUUACGACUACACUUACAUGGGCCCGCGGGGCUACCCGGGCCCCCCGGGGCCUCAGGGCCCGAGGGGACCUAAGGGGGAACCGGGCAAACCAGGAGCGGAGGGCCAGCAGGGUUUCCCUGGCGCGCCGGGUCACGUUUUUGUUAUACCGCUUCACCAGCCCGGUAACGAAAAAGGUCCCGAUGCGCAGUCGGAAGCUUUGCGUCAAAUGCUCACGCAACACAUGGCAUCCAUGCGAGGCGCUGAUGGCCCUAUGGGGCUAACCGGGCCCUCGGGGCCUGAAGGAGAGAUCGGCGUUGAGGGCCCUAAAGGAGAACAAGGCGAUCAGGGUGAACCGGGCCCACCCGGACCCAGAGGCCUCCAAGGGCCAUCCGGCAGGCCCGGGCGCCGGGGACACGCGGGGAGAGACGGGGAGCGAGGUUCCACCGGCGCCACAGGCGCUAAGGGCGAGCCCGGGUACCCGGGGCUCAUGGGGAUUCCUGGGGACAAGGGGGAACAUGGCGCCCCGGGACAGCAGGGCGAGCCGGGAGCCCCGGGACAGGAGGGACCGCCUGGGGAUGACGGGCCAGCGGGACCGCCGGGAUUGAGCGGAGAAAUUGGUCCAAGAGGUUUAAUGGGUCUAAGAGGAUUUCCUGGAUUGAUCGGUUAUCCCGGAAUUCCUGGGAUAGAAGGGCCACAAGGCCCAAAAGGGUCUGCUGGCCAACCCGGACCUCCCGGCCAACAAGGCCAGCCUGGCCCUAUGGGAGCUACGGGGUCUCCAGGACCCCAGGGUCCUACUGGAGCGCCGGGGAUUCAGGGUCCGCAAGGAAAACCUGGUAUUUCCGGCCUCCCAGGGCCUGAAGGAUCACCAGGGACGCCCGGUAACCCGGGGCAACAGGGACCUCAGGGAGAGCAAGGACCGCAAGGACCACAGGGAAUGUUAGGAUUUCCGGGAAGUCGAGGCUUAAAAGGAGACGAUGGACCGCGGGGACCACCUGGAGAUAAGGGCGACAAAGGAGUUAGAGGUUUGGAAGGUGAAAAGGGAGAUAUCGGUCCGAAGGGAGAACGAGGGUUCAUCGGAGAACCAGGACCACCCGGCAUUGAAGGCAUUGAGGGCCAAAAGGGGAUGGAAGGCCCGCGAGGAGAAACUGGUUCCAUUGGCCCAACUGGUGAGAAAGGGGCUACCGGUACCCCAGGCGCCAUGGGAUACCCUGGCCCCCAGGGCGAAAAAGGAGAUAAGGGGGCUUCAGGACGUCGAGGCCGUCGUGGAGCCAAAGGUGUCAUGGGAAUGGUUGGAAAUGCUGGCGAUCGUGGCGAGGGCGGUCCAAGAGGAUAUCGCGGUCCAAGAGGUCGUCGCGGCUCCGACGGUCCGCCAGGGUCGAAGGGAGACACUGGCCAGCCAGGUCCCCCGGGCUCCAUAGGCGAGCGGGGCCCUCAGGGGCUGGAUGGCGUCCGCGGUUUCCCUGGUGCGAUUGGCCCUCCUGGCGCGGAUGGCAAGCCUGGGUUACUGGGUCCUCCAGGUGAACGUGGUCCAACGGGUGAUCCCGGUCCAUCGGGACCACCAGGUCCCUUAGGCCCAGUAGGACCCCAAGGAUCCGUUGGUGAGCCAGGCCCCCCUGGGCCUCAAGGAUCUUCAGGCAUACCCGGAACUCCCGGAGAAGUUGGCGCCCCAGGUGAUGUAGGCAAAGAGGGCCCACCAGGCCCGCCCGGUCCUGAAGGAAAGGCGGGGCCCGUUGGCUCUCAGGGGCCUCAAGGUCGUCAAGGGGACAUGGGAUUGCCUGGACCGCCGGGAACUCCAGGCCACAAAGGAGAUAUAGGACCCCCUGGCCUCCCCGGGAUAAGAGGAGAAAAAGGCGAGCAGGGUGAAACCGGGCACGACGGCCCCAUAGGACCGCAGGGACGAGAAGGCCAAAGGGGGUCACCUGGACCUGGGGGCCAAAAGGGAGAGAUCGGCGAACCGGGACCACCAGGUGCAAUCGGCAGAGACGGUCCGCCCGGUCCUCGGGGCUUCGGUGGAUCGCCGGGGCCAGUGGGGACCCCGGGCGAGGACGGUGACAAGGGUGAAGCAGGGCCUCCAGGCGAGAAAGGAUUUAAGGGCGCUGCUGGCGAACCGGGACCCCAAGGUUCCCCAGGCAUUCAAGGAUUACGAGGGGAACCCGGAUCCGUGGGGCUACCCGGUGAAAAGGGGCCUCAGGGUGAACCAGGGCCGCCUGGAGCCUCCGGCGCGGAUGGGGUUAGAGGACCCCCGGGUCCGCCGGGCCCGAUCGGUCUGCAAGGGGAGAAAGGACAGCAAGGAUACAAGGGCGAUAGGGGCGAUGUUGGACCUAAAGGACCUACUGGACCCCCUGGCCCGAUUGGUUUGCAAGGUCAGCGUGGCUCCAAAGGUGUGCCGGGUGAGCCGGGGUCACGGGGUGCUGAGGGACAACGGGGGGAAGUUGGAAACCCAGGCGCCCAGGGACCUCCGGGACCACCAGGACCUGAAGGAAAACUGGGUCCCAGAGGACUCACUGGACCAAAAGGAGACGAUGGUCCGACAGGACUUCAAGGAGAACCAGGACCGAAAGGCCCAAUCGGCCCAGAGGGUCCUAAAGGAGACACGGGCCCAGCAGGCUUCCCUGGUGAAAGAGGCGAGCCGGGCGAGCAGGGUAUCAAAGGCGAAGUGGGGGCCGAUGGCCCUGAAGGCAGCCCCGGGCCCCCAGGAUCCCCUGGACCUAUUGGUCUGGUGGGGAAACCAGGAGAAAUUGGCUUACCAGGCAAACCAGGUGCAGAAGGCAAAGCUGGUGUUCAGGGCAGCCCAGGAGUCCCAGGUGACAAAGGUGAUCGCGGGCUACUGGGACCUCCGGGAGAGACGGGACCGGCCGGACCCGCCGGCCCCCCAGGAGAAGAGGGCCAACGGGGACUACGGGGGUUACCAGGGCCUAACGGUGAAGUAGGAGCACCCGGAGCUAGUGGACCAGAAGGACCAGCAGGGAAGACAGGGCCGCCGGGACCACAAGGGCUGCGAGGAGAGAAGGGUAACACGGGCCCCAAGGGCCACAUGGGCGACACCGGACCGAUGGGCUUGAAGGGCGAUCAGGGUGACGUCGGGAAGAAAGGACCGCCUGGGCCAACUGGACCUUUGGGAUCUAAAGGAGAUAUGGGUCCCGAAGGACCGCAAGGAGCAAAAGGCGAACCAGGACCAGCGGGCCCUGUAGGCCCAGAAGGGCCCCUCGGUCCCAAAGGUUCGCCUGGCCCCGAAGGCAGGCCGGGCCAGCCGGCCCCGGGCACUCCCGGCCCGCCCGGCCCGCCGGCGCCGCCGCCGCAACUACCGGCCGAGUUGUUCGUGUCGGCGCGGCGUAGACGCAGCGUCGAGGAUGACGAGACGACCACUGAUCCUGAUAUUGAAGAUGAAGACAUCGACUGGGCCAAAGAGAUAAUGAACGGUGUACUAGCCGCGCGCACGGAAUUGGACGCGGCGCGACGCCCGCGCGGCUCGCGGGGCAACCCCGCGCUCAGUUGCAGGGACUUACGGGUCACGCACCCUAACUCCACCGACGGAUAUUACUGGAUCGACGCGCGCGGCGGCAGUCAGCCGGUGCGCGUGUUCUGCAGAGGUUUCUACACCUGCCUUUAUCCCGAUGCCAAGGAACCUGGCACGUACAAAGCUUAUGGGUCUGCGCAAAAGUUCUCACAACUCGACCAUGGGUAUCGGAUAACAUACGAGGGAGAGGGUACUGGCUCUAUACAACUGAGAUUCCUGAGACUGCUAUCCAGCGGAGCCAGACAAAACUUUACAUACACGUGCAUCAAUACCAGAGUUGAACAAAGAUCGGACAUUCCCGACGACUUGACACAAAUUAACAAUAUCAAACUGAUUGGUCAAAACUCAUUUGAAUUCAGAGAACCAAUAUUUCUGAAGGACGAUUGUAAGGCUGGCAAGGGCGAGGUAGUAUUAGAAAUCAAGACUUCCCGGAUGGACCGGCUGCCCGUAACGGACUUCCUGCCGCGCACGUUCGCGGACGCCGAGCACGACUUCUCGUUCGUCCCGGGCCCGGUCUGUUUCAAGUGACGAGGACUGUUUACUGUGUACUUAGAACCUUUGUAAAUAUUGUAAAUAAAUUAUUGUGACGACUGA